AUGGCUAUCCAAAUCCAGUCGCCAUCACCACCACCAUUUCCUCGUCCGCAAGCUGGCCGCCGCUUUCACUCUGAGCUCGCUCACGCCGCCGCCGGCUUCCCUUUGCUCCUCCUCCGUCGGCCCGGCCUCCGCCCAUCCGGUCCCUACUGCCAACUGUCGGACCACCCGACGGCCCCUCAAUUGAGAAUUCCGCCGAGGACAGGUAGAAUUGAUAGGUCGCUGCUGUCAGUGUCGGAGGCGAGCUCCGAGUCGGAGCUGUGGGCAUCCGCGCGCCUCCGCGUCCGGACCUUCUACGUCUUCAAUAAGCAGACGUACGGCAUCGAGGAACAUAAAAGAUACCUGGCUGAACGUGAAUUUGAAGCAAUGAUAGAACGUAUAGCUGGAAAGAGAAAGGGCUUCAGAAGAGUUUCUUGCAUCAAUGCUACUUUGCCAAUCUCGGCAGUGGCGAAUGUCUCAGAUGAUUUGUGUGCUUCUUGCAAAUUUUCGCAAAAUGGAGAAGAUCGAGUAGUUGUUGGGACACUAGAUAUAAACCAAUGCAUCAGCCUCCCGAAUGAAAUUAUAGGAAUGAGGCCUAAGGGAAUCGGAGCUGAUUUUGCCAGAGCAUAUGUUAGCAACGUUUGUGUGGCUACAGAAAUGCAUCGUAAUGGUUUGGGUUACGAGCUCAUUGCUGAGUCAAUGAGAGUUGCUGAAAAUUGGGGAAUAAGCGAUAUGUACGUUCACGUAGCUGUGGAUAAUGAAGCGGCUAAAAAUCUGUACAUAAAAAGUGGUUUCAUUUUAGAAAGUGAUGAACCUGCUUGGCAAGCAAGGUUUUUGGAUCGGCCCAGAAGGCAUCUAUUGUGGAUAGGUCUUCCCAUAACAUACGAAUUGUGA
Striga hermonthica is the source of this 870-nucleotide messenger RNA. Lineage: Eukaryota; Viridiplantae; Streptophyta; Magnoliopsida; Lamiales; Orobanchaceae. The record is from the annotation of a GenBank genome assembly.